Messenger RNA from Juglans microcarpa x Juglans regia, 529 nucleotides. RefSeq names its product 60S ribosomal protein L13a-3. Gene Ontology annotation, biological process: negative regulation of translation; translation. The record is from RefSeq and is a predicted model, not a curated record. Lineage: Eukaryota; Viridiplantae; Streptophyta; Magnoliopsida; Fagales; Juglandaceae. Gene Ontology annotation, cellular component: ribosome; cytosolic large ribosomal subunit. Gene Ontology annotation, molecular function: mRNA binding; structural constituent of ribosome.
AUGAUUCCGCACUAAACGAAGCUUGCGGCGACGCUUGCUCAAUUGAAGGCAUACGAGGGGAUUCCUCGACUGUAUGAUAAGACCAAGAGGAUGGUUAUCCCCAAUGCUUUAAAGUUACUUUUCCUUUUGAAAUGUUAAUACUGACUUUGGUUGGCUUGUGGGUUUCUGAUUCCAAUAGAUACUGACUUGAGGCUUCAGAAGGGGCACAAGUACUGUUUGAUAGGCCGCUUCUCAUCGGAGGUUGGAUGGAACCACUAUGACAUGAUCAGGGAGCUGGAGGAGAAGAGAAAAGAGAGUUCUCAGGUUGCUUAUGAUAGGAAGAAGGAGCUGAACAGACUUGGGAAAGGGAAGGCUGAGAAAGGGUGCCUGAAAAAGCUUGGCUCCCAGUUAGACAACCUUGCUCCUGUUAAGUACUAAAAUUUUACAAAUAAGGUAGUUGCAUACAGUUUUGUCCGAGGAUUAUGUCAUAAUGAAUUCCAUUAGUUUUGUUGUUUGUUUGAGAUGGCUAUAUUUGGAAGAAUUAUGAAUG